CACAAUAAAACCUUAAGAAAACAUUCAGAGAUGUUCAGCUGAAGUGAGACAAACCAGCUGAUCUCCAGAAACGACAGAAAGAGCUGAGGUCAGUGCUCUGGAAAGAGCUGCUGGACGGACACCAGAGGGAAACCCAGAGUAACGCUCAGUCCAAAACCUCAGCCUGCAUGGAAAACCUAGAAUCUGCUUCAAAGAGCUGCUGCCUCUGCUGGUUCUGGGUGCAGGGAAGGAGGAAGAGGGACUCGCAUGUCAGAGCUUUAGGAUGGCCAGUGAAGGCUCCACUCUCCCCAGCCCUGUGGUCCGUCAGAUCGAUAAGCAGUUCCUGAUCUGCAGCAUAUGUCUGGACCGCUACGUGAACCCCAAAGUGCUGCCCUGCCUGCACACCUUCUGUGAGAGGUGCCUGCAGAACUACAUCCCGGCCCACAGCCUCACACUGUCGUGCCCCGUGUGCCGCCAGACCUCGAUCCUGCCGGAGAAGGGUGUGGCGGCAUUGCAGAACAACUUCUUCAUCACCAACCUGAUGGACGUGCUGCAGCGGGAGCCGGGCAGCUGCAGCCAGGAGGCCGCCGUGCUCAACAACAUCACCGCCGUGGCUACAGGCCAGCUGCUCUCCUGCCCCAACCAUGGAGGCAACGUCAUGGAGUUUUACUGUCCUCCAUGUGAGACAGCCAUGUGUGGGGAGUGCACCAGCGGCGAACACGGAGAACAUCCGACCGUUCCUCUGAGAGACGUGGUGGAGCAGCACAAGGCCUCGCUACAGGACCAGCUGGACGCCGUCAAGAAGAGGUUGCCGGAGAUCGACUUGUCCCUGCAGAUGCUGUCGGAGAUCCUGCAGCAGCUGACCGGUCAGAAGAGCUCCAUCGAGGAUGACAUCCACAGCACGUUCGACGAGCUGCAGAAGACCCUCAACGUCCGCAAGAGCGUUCUGCUCAUGGAGCUGGAGGUCAACUACGGCCUCAAGCAGAAGGUGCUCCAGGCCCAGCUGGACACCCUGAUGCAGGGUCAGGAGGGCAUCAACAGCAGCUGUAACUUCACGGAGCAAGCCCUGAGCCACGGCUCCGAGGCCGAGGUGCUGCUGGUGAAGAAGCAGAUGAGCGAGCGCCUCAACGAGCUGGCCAGCCAGGACCUCCCUCUGCAGCCCGGGGAGAACGACCAGCUGGACUUCCUCGUGGAGACGGAGGGGCUGAAGAAGUCCAUCCACAACCUGGGCACCAUCCUAACCACCAACGCGGUGGCCUCCGAGUCUGUGGCCACAGGGGAGGCCUUACGGCACUGUGUGGUGGGCGUGCCCACCUCCAUCACUGUUACCACUAAAGACAAAGAUGGAGAACUGUGCAAGAUGGGUAACGCGGUCAUAACUGCAGAAAUCUCCUCAACCGAUGGCAGCAAAGGUGAAGGAGAGAUACUGGACAACAAGAACGGCACUUACGAGUAUCUGUUCACUGCCCCGAAAGAGGGUAGUCUGAACUUAUCGCUGCGCUUGUACGACCAACACAUCAAGGGAAGCCCCUUUAAGAUCAAGGCCACCAAGUCCAUCGACGUGUCACCGACUUCAGACGGCGUGAAGAAGAGGCUGAAGUCCCCGGGCAGUGGGCACGUCAAGCAGAAGGCCAUCAAGAGGCCGGCCAGCAUGUACAGCACCGGGAGGAGGAAAGAGAAUCCCAUCGAGGAUGACCUCAUCUUCAGGAUCGGUACCAAAGGGAGAAACAAAGGCGAGUUCACGAACCUGCAGGGAGUCACCGCCUCCUCUCUGGGGAAAGUUCUGAUCGCAGACAGCAACAACCAGUGUGUCCAGAUUUUCUCCAACGACGGCCAGUUCAAAAGUCGUUUCGGUAUCCGGGGCAGGACGCCGGGUCAGCUGCAGCGGCCGACGGGUGUGGCCGUCCACCCGAACGGUGACAUCAUCAUCGCCGACUAUGACAACAAGUGGGUCAGCAUCUUCUCAAGUGAGGGCAAGUUUAAGAACAAGAUCGGCUCGGGGAAGCUGAUGGGCCCUAAAGGCGUGUCGGUGGACAAGAACGGCCACAUCAUCGUGGUGGACAACAAGUCGUGCUGCGUCUUCAUCUUUCAGCUCAACGGCAAGCUGGUCACCAAGUUCGGUAACCGUGGCAACGGCGACCGGCAGUUUGCAGGUCCUCAUUUUGCUGCCGUCAACAAUAACAAUGAAAUCAUCGUGACUGAUUUCCACAAUCACUCAGUGAAGGUGUUCAACACAGAAGGAGAGUUCUUGUUGAAGUUUGGUUCUAACGGGGAAGGAAACGGCCAGUUCAACGCACCCACAGGAGUGGCAGUGGAUGUUAAUGGGAACAUUAUAGUAGCAGACUGGGGCAACAGCAGGAUUCAGGUGUUUGACGGCAGCGGCUCGUUCCUCUCGUACAUCAACACGUCGGCGGACCCUCUGUACGGCCCCCAGGGUCUGGCCCUCACCUCCGACGGACACGUGGUGGUCGCAGACUCUGGCAACCACUGCUUCAAGGUCUACCGCUACCUGCAGUAGCCCUUCUCUCCUUGUGACACACAAACCGCACACCUGUACAGAAACACACACGUACACACAUAGUAGUAGUACGGAGCAACCGGCACAUGUUGCACUCACCCAUUCCUCCUUGAGUCGUGCUGUCGUUGUCUGUCUGACUGUUCUCCACGUGUGGCGUCCUCUUUGACCCCGAGGACACAAAACAGAGAGGGUUUCUGUGUGAUGAUGUGAAUGAAGCAAGAGGAUCUGUCCCUGACGGAGGUGUCACACAUUCAGCCGUGUUCACAUCCCAUCUUACCCACAGCUGAACAAUAAAGCUUUAGUACUGUACAUAAUGUUAGAUCUUUGAUUUGUUGUGAUAUGGAAGGAAAACUGGAAAAAUGAUGCUGUUGCACUUGUUCCGAGACACAAAAACUAGUUGGGCACUGUUUUAAGUGAAAUUGAAAUUAAAGCAAAGAAAAUCACCUGGAAAUCAAUGGGAAAACUAUUUAAAGUUUCAGUAACUGCAGCUUCCUGUUUAAAUGCUCCUCACAUUUUGCCUGUUUCACUAUAUAAAAUAAAAGAUAUUCCAGCAGCUGUAGGUUGCCGGGUAUUUUCCAGCAUGAUUAGGCAUCUCUGUGCAUGCUAAUAUCACUAAUUAACACCUGAAAAGCUACUGUGCACAAUUAAAGCAGACACUUAACAACGUCAACAAAAUAAACUUUAAAUAGAGGCACUUUUUCAACUGCAAUACUUCUGUCUGUGUGAAAAUGACGAGUCAGUGUAAUUUUCAUCACUUUAAAUGAACCAUAAUGAUUCCUGCUUAUUUGGGUUUUACAAAAACACAGGGUUUGUGUGUGUGCAAGAUACGCGAGAGUAUGUGUGUGUGUGUUGUGAUAAAUGAAAGUACCACACAUGCUGCGUAAGAAGCCUCUUGACAUUACGACUUACGCAAUCUGCUGUGAUUAAGUGCAUCAUUUUAGGAUUUGCUGCAGAAUUAUAGUAAAUUGCUGAAGUGCUGAAAAUAAACUCAGUAGUAUGAGUCAGUCCUCACUCACAGGGUUUGCUCAUCGAGCUGCAGUGUACGUCACACAACCUCAAGAACAAAAAACUUUGUGGAGGCAAUUUGUAGUUCAACAGUCGAGGUGUGUGUUGUGAAAACCCACUGUGCUGCUAUUUGAACGCCUUGAUCCCAAACUGUUUGUCUUUUACACAAAGUUUUCAUCAGGUGUCCUGAAUUUGGUCUUUCAUUUUCUACACAAUUGUGUUAAAUUAUUUGUUUUCCAUUGUCUUGUUUGUAUUUGUAAUGCCAAAUGGAAUUAAAGUGCCCAUAGAAAAGA
Limanda limanda (common dab) is the source of this 3795-nucleotide messenger RNA. It is a transcript of the gene trim2a, whose product is annotated as tripartite motif containing 2a. The record is from RefSeq and is a predicted model, not a curated record. Bases 263 to 2497 code for a protein of 744 amino acids. Gene Ontology annotation, molecular function: zinc ion binding; protein binding; ubiquitin protein ligase activity. Gene Ontology annotation, biological process: proteasome-mediated ubiquitin-dependent protein catabolic process; protein polyubiquitination; negative regulation of translation. The transcript is spliced from 13 exons. Lineage: Eukaryota; Metazoa; Chordata; Actinopteri; Pleuronectiformes; Pleuronectidae.